CAAGCUUUAUGUGAAAAUUAACAGGGUAUCUGUUCUUUUUAAGUGGUGCAGAAUCAUUUUUCUUCCUAAAUAUCAUUCCACUGCAUGCUUUCAUCAGAAGCAUGGGUCACAGUUGUGCUUCCAUUGAACUUGUUUCAAUUCUAAUACUGUCAGGAGUUUUAUUCUUUGAAAUAAUCCAACUUGGUUUCUGCAGCAAGGCUGAUGUUAACACGCGCUGUAUGGAGAUCGAGAGGAAUGCUCUACUUAAGCUCAAAGAAAGCCUCACAGAUCCCUCGGACCAGCUUUCAUCUUGGGUGGCAGAUGAGUCAGAUUGCUGCAAAUGGAGAGGUGUAGGCUGCAACAACAUAACUGGGCAUGUGGUCAGCCUCAAUCUCUGUAACCCAUAUGACAGUUUUCGCUACUCAUAUGGAAAUGAUUUGGUUUACUUGGACUUGAGCAUGAAUGACUACGGAGGUCUCCAACUUCCAAGUUUCAUCGGAUCACUAGAGAAACUGAAAUACCUCAAUCUCUCUUGGUCAUCUUUUGGCGGAGUCUUUCCACCCAAUCUUGGAAACCUCUCAAGAUUGGUCUACUUAGAUCUCAAGGGUAAUAACUUCGUUGAGAAUGACCUCAGAUGGCUUCCUAGUCUUUCUUCCUUAAAGUACCUUAACUUGGGUCUCGCGAACCUCACCAUGGCUGCACCAUAUUGGCUUCCUAUUGUUAAUAUGCUCCCUUCACUUACUGAACUGCAUUUGCCUAGUUGCUACCUUUCUGUCCUUCUUGCCACGCUUCCUUAUAUCAAUUUCACAUCCCUUUCGGUUCUUAAUCUUCCUGGCAAUGUUUUUUUUAACUCCACACUACCUCCCUGGUUGUUCAAUCUGACCAAACUAAUCUUGACCUGAGUUACAACUAUCUCCAUGGAGCACUUCCAGAAACUUUUGGUAGACUGACUGCGUACUCUCAGGACACUUGAUUUGUCAAAGAAUUCAGACAUUGGAGGUAAGUUGCCAAAAGCCUUGUCUGCAGACGCUAAAACUUUUUCUUGUUGGCAUUAAUGGGGAGAUUACUGAUUUCUUUGACGGUUUGUCUGGAUGCACAAACAGCAGCUUAGUGAUGUUGGAUUUAGAAAGUAAUCAGCUGACGGGAAACCUGCCUAGUUCUUUGGGAUAUAUUCGAAACUUAAGAUACCUCCAUUUCAAGGUUCAAUUCCAGAAUCCAUUGGAAACUUGACAUCUUUGGAGGAGUUUUACCUUUCACGGAAUCAAAAUUGUAUUGUAUUGUAUUGGGUGUUGUAGAGAAUUGGAAAAAUUGUAUUGUAAUGCAUGGGGUCAUCCCAGAAAGUCUUGGGUGUUGUAGAGAAUUGGAAAAAUUGUAUUGUAUUGUAUUCAUCUCACCAUGAGGUUUAUAUAGGGUUACAUCAUGUAUACAAAAGGCAAUACAUAUAUAAUAGCUAUA
Rosa rugosa (rugosa rose) is the source of this 1434-nucleotide messenger RNA. Its product is annotated as receptor-like protein EIX1. NCBI's taxonomy places the organism in Eukaryota, Viridiplantae, Streptophyta, Magnoliopsida, Rosales, Rosaceae. Gene Ontology annotation, molecular function: protein binding. The record is from RefSeq and is a predicted model, not a curated record. The transcript is spliced from 2 exons. The coding region runs from base 102 to 881 and encodes 259 amino acids.